AGAGUGACAGAUGGUAAGUCCUCCCCCCCCAGGGACCCAAAUCUCCCUCAAUCCAACCGCACGUCAAUCAGAGGCUCCCGUGUGAUCGCUCCCGCGGAUGACGUGCCAACCAUAUGGCCUGGCAUCAGAGCUGGUACCAUGACUCGGUAGACAUGCCACCCUCUCCUCCUUUUGGAUUGCACUCUGAAGGAGCUUGAGAACCUCAAGGAGACUGUUCUACUCCCAGAAGAUGAUCUGAACCAUGUCAUAAAUUUCUUCAGCCUUAGCUCAGGAGCCAUCAUGUUGACCAGGCUGUUCAGCGAGACCAGUCUUAUCCCCGAGGUGCAGAAAUUCGCCUCCUGGCCUGAUGACUGUGAUGAAGACAUGAGCGACAAGGACGAGAGGAGCGAGAAGAGCCUGCAGGAGGUGCACACUGAGGGCUCUCUGAGUGAGAGCAAGGACGAUGGGGAUAUUGGUGGGGAAGAUGAUGAUGAGGAAGAGGAGGAGGAGGGGACAGAGGAAGCUGAGGGAGACAGGCCCAAGAAACGUGGCCCCAAAAAAAGGAAAAUGACCAAGGCCAGGAUGGAGAGGUCCAAGGUGAGAAGACAAAAAGCCAAUGCCAGGGAGAGAAACCGCAUGCAUGACCUCAAUUCAGCCCUGGACAACCUCAGGAAGGUGGUGCCAUGCUACUCUAAGACCCAGAAGUUGUCCAAGAUCGAGACUCUCAGGCUAGCUAAGAACUACAUAUGGGCCCUCUCCGAGAUCCUUAGGUCUGGGAAAAGGCCUGACUUAGUGGCCUACGUGCAAACCCUGUGCAAGGGCCUGUCCCAGCCCACGACCAACCUGGUGGCCGGCUGCUUGCAGCUCAACUCCAGAAAUUUCCUGACUGAGCAAGGUCAAGAAGCUGGCAGGUACCACGGCCCAAAUUCUUCCUUUGCCAUGCACCCCUAUUCCUACCAGUGCUCCAGGAUCUCAGGCUCCCAAUGCCAGUCCAGCACCAUGGCCAAUACUCAUGCUCUGAGGAGCCAUGGCUACUGUGCCACCUAUGAGUCCCUGUAUGGUAACACGUCUCCGGACUACAAUAGCUCUGAGUACGAUGCCCCUUUAAGUCCACCACUGUGCAUUAAUGGCAACUUCUCCCUCAAACAGGACUCAUCCCCUGACCAUGACAAAAAUUACCACUACUCUAUGCACUAUUCUGCCCUUCCGUCCUCCAGGCCUUCUGGGCACAGCCUGCUCUUCGGAUCUUCUGGGAUGCGAAGUGGUGUCCACUCUGAGAACCUGUUGCCUUAUGAUAUGCACGUCCACCAUGAUAGGGCCCCUAUGUAUGAGGAACUCAAUGCGUUUUUCCAUAACUGAGCCACCCAACUUUCCUCCAUCUGUGCCAAGAAAUAUGGGAAUGUUGAAGGGACCAAUGGAAAAGAACAAAGCCUGAGGGCCAUCCUUUGGUGCAGACACUUGUUAUUAGGGUGAACCUUCUGUUGUGUUUGGAGACCCUGCUUGCGGUUGGGUAACCUUUGCCACCCUACAGUUUUGUUUUUUUCAAGGUGGCCCUCAUGCACUACAUACAGUUGUGUUGGUUGUAACUAUUACUGCACCAUCCAGAGUUCUGUUGGGUUCACCUACUGUCUGGCCAACUCCAUUACAACCAUCAUGCGUUUGAUGUUCCAUGGUUGUCUGGAUCAUCCUGCACUAUGUGAGGCCUCUCUGCCCCCCUCACCCCUCCAGUCCAUUCACAUGUACAUAUCCUGAAGACACAUCAUGUUUGCACAUGUAACGUAUACUGGGUUUAGGCACUUGUUUCUGUAUUAUAAUAACUGUAGACUUGUCCCCUCUGCUGACAGUAUUCCUAUAUAUUGCUAUCUGUACAUAUAAUGGACCUGACCACGUGUCUAGAUCAUGGGGGGUGAUGCCCCCCACCUAGGUGCAAUAUACAGAAAAGAGACAGAAUUUUAUAAAGAAAAGUGAUCAACGUGGGCAUCUCUAUCUAUAUCUAUCUAUAUCUAUCUAUCUAUCUAUCUAUCUCAUAUCUAUCUAUCUAUCUAUAUCUAUCUAU
This is a messenger RNA of Hyla sarda, 2035 nucleotides long. RefSeq names its product neuronal differentiation 2 (gene NEUROD2). The transcript has 2 exons. NCBI's taxonomy places the organism in Eukaryota, Metazoa, Chordata, Amphibia, Anura, Hylidae. Gene Ontology annotation, biological process: regulation of DNA-templated transcription; nervous system development. Gene Ontology annotation, molecular function: protein dimerization activity. The record is from RefSeq and is a predicted model, not a curated record. The coding region runs from base 280 to 1338 and encodes 352 amino acids.